Molecule: messenger RNA, 2240 nt
Organism: Daphnia magna
Lineage: Eukaryota; Metazoa; Arthropoda; Branchiopoda; Diplostraca; Daphniidae
Exons: 6
Coding region: 223-1842 (539 amino acids)
Cellular component (GO): membrane
Molecular function (GO): GTP binding
Source: RefSeq, a predicted model, not a curated record
CUCCGGAACGUUUCCUGAAUCCGCCCUAUAAAUACAAGUCCAAUCAUGUCAGUCCUUUUCAGUUGAAAAUCGAAAGUCCUUUAGUUAUGUUCCGUAAAACUAGUUGACGCAGUUCACACAUAAACAGUUCACGUCUUUGCAAAUCAGUGAGAAUUGUCGUGGCUGUCUUACUAGUGACGUUCAUCUGAUGUGAAAAUCAGUCGGCAAUUCAAUUAUCCGAAAAUGAAGGCGGCUGCUAUCAGAACUGUCUCCGCUAUUUGCAUCAUCCUGGGAAUCUUCUCCAUCGUAACUCAAGGCGCUUCUUUGGUUAAGAGGUCCUUUGUUUUUUACGAUGCAAUAUGUCACGGAAUAUGGGCCGGAGCGCUCUACAUCUUGGCCGGAAGCUUAGGCAUUACAGCCGCCCGUAAACGGACUAGAUCGCUGUUGAUAGCCACAAUGGUUGUAUCAAUUCUUUCCAUUGCUGCUUCCAUCGUUGCCGCCGUGUUAUCCGGUUUCCCCGCAUUGAUGGAGUACUUUACGUUCUGCAACCACAAAUCCAAGCGAAGAUGUCAUCCAACUAUUUUGCUGGUCUUUCAAUGGGCGUUGAUGGCUGUCAGCAUUCUCGCUUUCGUAUGCGUCACAACGUUAGCCGCUUUGACUUCCAAGGCCGUGUGUUGCAAUAAACGCAAAAAUAUGAACAAGGAUUCAAACACCGUACCUUACGUCGAUAUCGCAACGGUCACGCAGACGAUCGAAGUUUCACCUAAAACAGAAGAAAUUAUCGAGAAAAAACCUAAACGAAUCGCCGAGGUAUUAGCGCAGAAAUCAAGCCCUUAUGCUAAUCAGAGAGGCGUACCCAAUGUCUACCUGUUAUCGGCCAAAGAAAUCUUAUCCAACGACGAUUUCCGUUGGUUUAACAUCGGCCGUCCGGAUGCUGCUUCGCCAUCGGAAGAUCACCGCGAUCACAAGGUGAUCAUUCUGAUGGGCGCUACCGGAUGCGGAAAGAGCACGUUGAUAGACGGCAUGAUCAAUUACAUUUUGGGCGUUCGUUGGAAAGAUCCGUUCCGCUUUAAAUGCGUGCGCGAUGACACGUCGAUUAUAACCAAUCACGCGCGAACGAACACCGUCACGGCCUACACGCUGCGUCAUCAAGAGGGCAUGAAUGUUCCGUUCUCGAUCACGAUCAUCGACACACCCGGAUACGGGGACACGAAAGGCGUCAAGAGAGAUAAGCAAAUCACGCGCAACAUUCAGCAGUUUCUGACGCAACACAAGACGCGGGUGGAUCAAAUUCACGCCGCUUGUUUCGUGGCCGCUUCGGGAGACAGUCGAUUAACAGCCACUCAACGUUACGCUAUCGAUUCGAUUUUCUCGAUAUUUGGUAAAGAUAUGAAAGAGAACAUCCGACUGUUGGUCACGUUCGCCGAUAAUUCGCAACCGGCCGUCGUCGAGGCUUGCGCUGCUGCCAAUUUUCCGGUGACGUUCCCAUCGGCGGGAAUCACGUACAGCAAAUUCAACAGUUCCGUCCUCUACGCGGAUAACACGCAACCGGAAGACGAAGAUUUCUCUUUCGACGAACGAUUUUGGGACAUGUCUCAAGAAAAUUAUUACAAAUUUUUCACCAUGCUGGCCGGAAUGAACGGCCACGGUCGCAAAUCCGCUCCGGAAGUGUUUCAGAGCCGCCAGUUGCUGGAACAUUCGCUCGAGGAUAUGAAGCGUGAGUUGGCUGAUUGCCUGGUCAAUAUAGAAAACAUGGAAAUGUUCCGUAGACAAAUGCGAGAGUACGGCCACAAAAUGGAUCAGUUUAAUGAUCAAGUGCAGAUUAGUCUGAUGCGAAGCCGUGCAGUGGAAGAGCAGCAAUGAAUUCCUAUUAAAAUGAAUUUCUCGAAAUUAAGUGUAGUUUAACACUGGCUUGAUUGUUCUCUAACGAAUAAUCGGAAUGCGUUAAGAUCUAUCUGAAAUUGAAUAUAUAUAUACUUGCAUUGCAUAUAGAUAGCUGGCUAGUUACGUUUAACGUGUCAUGUCUUAAUUACUAACAGAAUUUCACAGGAUUGGAUUAUUCCUUUUCAAACCUCGCUGCCUUUUUGAUAAGAGGAUUCGUCAUCAUCACCUCAUUUUAAUGUUUUAUUUCGUGUGCGUCUACUAUAUACCAGAAUCAAUGGCACCGAUGCAAAAGAAUGGAUCUAUUUUGUUUGUUCUAAUUCAAAUGUAUUACGAAGGAAGAUAAUGUCGUAGAUUCAAAUACAGGUAAAUCCACCGUG